UACGGUACCUGUACCGGUACAUGUACGCGGGAUAUCGGAACUACGCUGAUUCUGAGAUGCAGAUACAGUCAGAUGAGAGCUGAAAAUAAUGUCUUGAUUUCAAUAUUUUGAUUUAUGUGACAGAGAGAAAUUUUCACAAUGGAUCUUUUGCCGAAAACAGCAUCGACAUCAGACAUUAAUUCUGCCGAGUAUUGGGAAUCCUUUGUCAAGAAAAACAGUAAUAAGACUAAGAGCAAGGCAUUCGAGUGGUAUGGGGAAUACCCUAUACUUUGUUCUAUUCUGCACAAGUACAUUCGUGCGAGUGACAAGUCACUCAUAAUUGGAUGCGGAAGUUGUCAGCUAAGUGAAGAUCUGUAUGAUGUUGGCUACCACCAACUGACAAACAUUGAUGACGCAGAGAGCGUUGUCAAGCAAAAGACUAUGAAGAAUGCCAAGAAGAGACCAGAGCUGAAGUUUGAACAAAUGGAUGCAACUCAGAUGACUUACGAGGAUUGCUCCUUCUCUGUGGUGCUUGACAGGGGUAGUCUUGACGCACGGAUGACAGAGAAGAAGGAAGAAGCUGAAGCGUUGGUUGAAAAGAUGUUUGGAGAGAUCGGCCGUGUUCUCAAAGUCGGAGGACGCUACAUUUGCAUCACAAUAGCUCUUGAGAAUCUCAUCAGCAAACUUCUGAGCUAUUUCUCAUCUGAAGGUUGGAUGGUAAGGGUACACAAGAUAGACUCUCCAAACAAAGAUGACAGGUCUGAAUCAAGAUCGCCUUUGCCAGUUUUCAUCGUGGUAUCCACCAAAUUCAAGAAAAUGGCAGCUUUACAGAGUCCAAUCUUGGAGCUGAGUUUAUCAGAAGGAAGCAAUCCAGAGAGAGUAUCUUCAAUAGAGGAUAUCGUAAAAGCUAUCAGGAGCCAACAAGACUAUGCCAUGCUACAACAUAAUUUGAAUAAGAGGUCCUUCUGCAAUGAAUCUGUGUCAUUAGAUCUAUACGCUCCAAACAAUAAGAAUCCUCGCUUCACACUCUACAUAGUCGAUAAACCCAAGGGGAAAAUUCCAGCAAAUAAGUUUGCCAUCUUCAUUGUUCCACAAGGAAGAGAGACACAUUACCUGUUUGGUACCGACAAAGGGAGAGGGCAGUUAGCCAAUCAAGCAGGUUUCCAACGUCUGGUUGUUGCUACUCUCCAUCGAGGUCACACCUACCAGUCAGUAGACAGUAUCAAGGCAGAGCUCUCAUCAAGGGUGAUGGAGCUCGGACCAUCAGACCUUCCCUCCAAUACACAGGUUCCAUUCCUUAGCAUUGGUGAGGAUGUUGGUGAUAGAGAGGUCAUGUAUGAAGGAGAAGGUUCCUAUGGCAACAAGGUCAUUGUUGAAGAUGUGAGAGGAGAGGAUGGAGGGAAGUAUCGUCAGAUUGUCUUUUCAUCCAACAAAAGCAUUGUCCAAUCACAGGCCAGGCUUGUAACUGAAAAGUCAAGGUCAAAGAGCGGGAAGAAGAGAGGGAAAGGGGUGACAAGGGUGGACCAUCUUUAUCUUCCCAUGGAUUUUCAUCGUGCCAUGACAGCUGGACUAACACUCCUCCCAGGAUGUAUGGAUGUGAUCAGGACAAAGGCCAGGGUGCUACUCAUAGGGCUAGGGGGAGGCGGUCUUCCAAUGUUCCUUUAUAAACAAUUCCCCAAGUUUGAGAUAGAUGUGGUGGAGCUGGACCCGAUGCUCAAAGAUAUAGCCAAGUCUUGGUUUGGUUUGAUUGAGGAUGAAAGACUUAGAAUCCACAUACAAGAUGGUCUAGAGUUCAUCAAGUCAUCUGCUGAGAAGGAUCCACCCAACCUGUACAAUGUAGUCAUGUUUGAUGUGGAUAGCAAGGAUUUUAGCGAAGGUCUUACCGCUCCUCCUAAGGCUUUCUUAGAAACGGUCGUCUUGGAGGCAGUCAAGAGAAUACUGCAUCCUACGCAAGGUAUAUUCAUUCUCAACUUCGCUUGCCGCGAUGACCUCCUCAAAGAAUCUGUCAUUUCUGACAUCCAAAAACACUUUCCAACCCUGUAUGACAGUCAAUUAGAGGAUGAUAUCAACGAGAUUGUCCUCUGUCUUCCACAAAGGGCAAGCGAGGGUGCUGACAAGCGAAAGCUGCAGUAUAGGGACGAUGCACGUGCUCUUCAAAAGUAUGCCAAGUCUGUGACAUCACGCUGGGAAUCUGACUUUGAUCUAUGUGAGAUUAUUGACAACUUGCAGAUCAAGGAUGAAAGGUGACCCUUACUGCACUAUGUCUUUAAAACAACCAAAAUGACGUUACUCAGGUGCAAAGAGCAGUGGUGUGUUUUGUGUCGGUCGACCAGAUGAAGUUUAAAGGGGGUAUCCAAAA
Lytechinus variegatus (green sea urchin) is the source of this 2338-nucleotide messenger RNA. It is a transcript of the gene eef1aknmt, whose product is annotated as eEF1A lysine and N-terminal methyltransferase-like. The record is from RefSeq and is a predicted model, not a curated record. The transcript is spliced from 12 exons. NCBI's taxonomy places the organism in Eukaryota, Metazoa, Echinodermata, Echinoidea, Temnopleuroida, Toxopneustidae. The coding region runs from base 139 to 2226 and encodes 695 amino acids.